UCAGCGCUUCAUGAAACGGGCUUCCCCGCUUUAGAAGUCCACCUCUGACCAUUCCUCCUGUUAAAUUUUGUUCCAUUAUAUUCCAAUGUCGAUGGAGAUUCUGAGUCAUGCAGGUCAUGGUUGUCCCAAAGAUGCUUUUUCAAGAGGCAACUGGACUUUCUUGUUUUUCUUUGAAGACGUUUCGCUUCUCAUCCAAGAAGCUUCUUCAGCUCUUAUAUUCCAGGGCAUCCCUGUGUCUGGAAUGUUGAUAUCACCUUUAUAGGCUUUGUUGAAAUAUUCCAGGAAUGGUGGUCUUUUCACUUAGAGUUGGAUGGAUUUAGGUUUUUCUGCAAGCAUAGUAUGCAUCUUAACUUGUAAGGUUCUGCUAGGUUUACACUCUCUGAACUGCAGAUACCCAAACAAUCAUACAAUAAUAGAUUACCGAGACUGAAAAUAUUUUGAUAGAUGUGGUUUAAACCUUGCACCAGUGGUGCACAUCUCUGCUGUUAAUUUGUUGAUUUUUUUUAAAGCUUCUGUGCAAGAAAUUUGCUCUGAAAGGAGGAUCCUUAAAGCUGUCUGUAAUUUGCUAUGAAAGGUGGAUCCGUAAAGCAUUUUUUAAAAUGCAGUCAUUUUAAUAAAGGCAAGAAAGGUCUUGGAUGCAUGAGGGCCAAAGCAUUUCUUUAAAAUCACUUUUGAAAUGAGGACAGUGCUCUCAACUUGUAUGAAGAGCUGUCCUCUGCAAACUGGGUGUACCUCUGGGACCAAUGCCUAAUGAAGACAUUGAUGUUAGUAAUUUGGAAGCACUGGAAAAAUAUCGUGUUUUCACUCGCUAUUUCAAGGUAGCAGAAAAAGAAAAUAAAAAAACUCCUUGGUGGCGAACAUAUAAGAAAUACAUCACUCCAGAGGAAGAUAAAGAGGCAAAGAUCGACAUUGGUCUGCCCAGUCUUCCACUAUCACGAAGAAAUAUAUAUAAAGAAAGAAAGGCUUUUAGGAAACAAAAUUUAACUAAUCCAGAACUGGAAAAGGCAUCCUGGCUCAAAACAUUGCAGAUUCCGCUAGAUGAUGUCAAAGCUGAAUGGGAAAGAACCAGUGGCCCAUAUCACAAGCAACGAUUAGCAGAACACUAUGGACUGUACCGGGACUUGUUUGAUAAUGCUAUGUUUGUUCCCAGAGUGCUUCUAAAAGUGGAAUAUAACCAGGAUGAGAAUUACGUUAUGCCAGUUUAUUAUGGAAAUGUGGUUACUCCCACAGAGGCUUUUAAUCCUCCUGAAGUCUCAUUUGAAGCAGAUGAAGGAACACUUUGGACAUUGUUGCUCACUAAUCUAGAUGGACACCUGUCUGAGGGCAAUUUGGAGUACGUCCAUUGGUUGGUGGGAAACAUUCCGGGCAACCAAAUAGAGGCAGGGCAAGAAAUCUGCCAUUAUUUCCCUGCAUUUCCAGCCAGAGGAACGGGAUACCAUCGCUACGUCUUCCUUCUAUUCAAACAGCACCAGCCAAUUGAUUUUACUGAAGAUGUGCGACCAACACCAUGUCACAGCCUCAAGAUGAGAACAUUCAAAACAUUUGACUUCUACAAGAAGCAUCAGAGUGACAUGACACCAGCAGGACUGGCAUUUUUCCAAUGCGAGUGGGAUAAGUCUGUUACAAACAUCUUUUAUGAGCUUCUUAACAUGAAGGAACCAGUGUUUGACUUUGUUCGGCCACCCAGAUAUCAUCCUCCCCAGAAGAAAUAUCCACACCGUGAGCCUCUGAGGUACCUGGACAGGUACAGGGACAGUAAUGAAUCCACCUAUGGCAUUUACUGAGCAAACGAACAUACUUAUUUCCAUAGGAGAUCUGAACAGAAUAAUUUGUGUGUCUGGUUUCCCCCCCACACCCCAAAAAAGAACAGAAGACCAUAAAAUAUCAUUGAAAGUGAUCCAGCUUAUCACCCGCUUGGAAGAAAAUCCAGUUUUCAUCUCUCUUGUGUAUAUGUGUCUCAGAUAUUUUGCUAAUUUGUUUCCAGUAUUUGAUCAAGAAAACUUAAAGAAUAAAAUAUUUUUAUUUGAAUAAAAUCAGACAAUACAAUACAA
Molecule: messenger RNA, 2051 nt
Organism: Pantherophis guttatus
Lineage: Eukaryota; Metazoa; Chordata; Lepidosauria; Squamata; Colubridae
Gene: MRPL38
Product: mitochondrial ribosomal protein L38
Cellular component (GO): mitochondrial large ribosomal subunit
Source: RefSeq, a predicted model, not a curated record